CGUUCAUUAACUGCAUGCUUUGCUCACGCCUCAAACUGAGCCAGUCAAACCACAACGGCACCAAGCUACCCUUACCAUUCCUUUCUUUGAUUAUACUCCAAGCUGCAGUGCAUCUCCGCGCCAUAUCGUCAAGAUGCCACCUCACCAACGCGAUGGGCUCGAGUGGGAUGAGAGCGGGUUCGACUUGAAGCCUCGUUGGGCACGGCAGCCCCAGGUCGACAAGAUUGCUCAAGUCUGUCGAAGGACUCUGGAUCUCUCCGUAAAAGAUCGCUGCCUCAUCACUUUUCAUGCCGAAGGCGCCUUCAACAAGGUCUAUCUGGUCGAUACCCCGCGUGGCACGUCUCUGCUCCGCGUGUCACUGCCAGUCGACCCCAAGCACAAGACGCUGGGUGAAGUUACUACUCUGCGCUGGAUUCGCCGCAUGACCCAUGCUCCCGUCCCCAAGAUCAUCGCCUUUGACGACAGCCAGGACAAUGAGAUCGGCUUUGAGUGGAUCCUCAUGGAGCUCAUGCCCGGCGUCUCGGCUUACAAGAGGUGGCGCAAGAUGUCCAUGGCCCAAAAGACAUGGCUUGUCGAGCAGGUCGCAGAUUUUCAAAGCCAACUCUUCCGCCGCAGUCUCGAGGACGCCAAAUUCCAAUCCAUCGGCACGCUCUCUCCUGGCAACCCGGAGUCCGAACACCACACUCCUUCCAGUGACCCGAAGCCUGGCCGGAUCGUAUCUCACAUGUUCUUCAUGGGAGAUAGUUUCGACUACGACAUCGCCCGUGGCCCUUUCCGGUCCAGUCACGAUUGGCUGAAUGCGUACCUGAGUAUCGUCGACGAAGAGCAAGCGAGGGUGUUCGCAGAUGAAGAAGCAGACGAAGACGACCGGGAAGUCGCCGAAUAUUACCAACGGGUCGCCACCAAGUUGACGAAGCUGCUCCCCAAGAUUUUCCCGCCUCUCCAAAAUCCGGCCGAACAAACUGUGCUUUGGCACGACGACCUUUCCCUACCAAACAUCCUGGUUGACGACGACGGAAAAGUCACGGCGCUGAUCGAUUGGGAGUGCGUAUCAUGCAAACCACUUUGGAUGACUGCUGAGCUGCCCAAGUUUCUGCUUGGGCCUACACGGGAAGAGGAGCCAAAUAGGGAUGGGUAUGGAGACGCCAGCGAUGAUGUCAUGGGGUCGGAUGAGCUGGACGACGAGGGGAAGACAGAGCUGUACUGGAUUCACCUGAUGGAGUACGAACGGACGCAGCUGCGUAAGGUCUACGCCGACAAGAUGAAGCAACUCUGGCCGCAGUGGGAGACAGAGGUUACGUACGCGCCCUUGAAGUUGGACUUCUUUGGCGCUGUCGCCCGCUGUGCCAACGGCUGGUAUCUAAAGCGGACGGAACAAUGGGUCGAUGCUGUCGAGGGCGGGGCAUUUCCUCGCUUGAUGGACGUUCUCCAGGGAAAUCUCAACAGCCGUUGAUUUCCCCCCUAGAUAUCCACCUAGGUCAGAUCCUGCUGAUGUCCGUGGAAAGGCGGUUACCCUUCGCCUGGUCCGUAUAUCCAAUGGAAACCUUAUCUCUUCCUUCUCGAG
Molecule: messenger RNA, 1564 nt
Organism: Chaetomium fimeti
Lineage: Eukaryota; Fungi; Ascomycota; Sordariomycetes; Sordariales; Chaetomiaceae
Product: phosphotransferase enzyme family-domain-containing protein
Exons: 1
Coding region: 134-1453 (439 amino acids)
Source: RefSeq, a predicted model, not a curated record